ACUGCUACUGAUACUACUACUCAUACUGAUAGUAUUACUACUGACACUACUGGUCCAACCCUGAGACAGAACGAGCCGUCAGCGACAAGGAAGGUACUGGUAUCACCUUUCAGUUUGACAGCCAAUCAAAACUCACUUCCUGUUUGUCUUCAGAAGUUGCGACGGGCGAGCCCCUCCCCCCACGGUGGGGACAACCAAUCAGAGGUGGUGGCGCCGGCGCCGGCAGAGUACGGCUCUGAGCCCGGCUCAGGAAGCUCCUCCCCCGCCGCCUCCCACGUAGAGGACGAGGAGGAAGAGGACGAGGGACACGAGGUAGAGGAUGAGGAGGAAGAAGAGGAGGGCAUGGAGGAAGAGGAGGAUGACGAGGAGGAAGAAGGAGAGAAGGAGGACGAGGAGGAGGACGAGGAAGAGGAGUACGAGCGUCGCGGCGAGGGAAACGACUACGACACUCGCAGCGAGGCCGGCGACUCGCGCUCUGCCUCCUCCGUCAGCUUCACCGACGACGGAGAGUCGGUGCACUCAGGCUCCGCCUCCGAAGCCUCAGGUUCAGAGAAGAAACAGGAGAAGCUGUCGUCAUCUGUCCGAGCUGUUCGCAAAGGAAUGGAGAAUCCCACCAGUAAGCUUCGAUACGUCCUGCGAGACGCUCGGUUCUUCCUCAUAAAGAGCAACAACCACGAGAACGUGUCUCUGGCGAAAGCUAAGGGCGUUUGGUCGACGCUGCCGGUGAACGAGAAGAAGCUGAACGCAGCGUUCCGAUCGGCUCGGAGCGUCGUCCUCGUGUUCUCUGUGAGGGAGAGCGGCAAGUUCCAAGGUUUUGCUCGUCUGGCGUCAGAGUCUCAACACGGAGGGUCUCCGAUCCACUGGGUCCUUCCUGCUGGUAUGAACGCUAAGAUGCUGGGAGGAGUCUUCAAGAUCGACUGGCUCUGCAGGUCAACAACAACAUAUAUA
Molecule: messenger RNA, 948 nt
Organism: Anarrhichthys ocellatus (wolf-eel)
Lineage: Eukaryota; Metazoa; Chordata; Actinopteri; Perciformes; Anarhichadidae
Product: YTH domain-containing protein 1-like
Exons: 5
Biological process (GO): mRNA splicing, via spliceosome; regulation of alternative mRNA splicing, via spliceosome
Cellular component (GO): nucleoplasm
Molecular function (GO): mRNA binding; N6-methyladenosine-containing RNA reader activity
Source: RefSeq, a predicted model, not a curated record